GUAGGUACAAUUUGGGAGAUGCAGGGGAAUUGCUUGGCAGGAGGGAUAGGGCCCUGCCCGCCAGGCCCAGAGCUUGGAUGGCAUCUAUGUGUCCCUCUGCCUGUUAUUGCUGAGGGCUGAACACAAUGAUGAACGGGACCCUGAGGAGAGAGUGGGUAUCAGUGGCAGCAGGGCCUGGCAUCUCCUCUGAGGUGGGGAGCUCUGGAGGAGGAGGAGUGUGGAGUAGAUGUGUGAGGUGAUGGACUGUAGGUUCUGAGAGAGAAAGUGCAUGGUUUCAUCUGUCCCCAUCUUGACAGGACAGUAUGACUUUUGAAGACGUUGCUGUGUACUUCUCCUGGGAGGAAUGGAGGUUCCUUGAUGAAGCUCAGAGGCACUUGUACCUCGAUGUGAUGCUGGAGAACUUUGCACUCAUAUCCUCGCUGGGUUGCUGCUGUGGAGCAGAGGAUGCGGAGGCUCCCUUUGAACCGAGUGUUUCUGUAGAAGUUUCAUCUGCCAGGACUCCCAAGGCAGCUCCAUCUUCCCAGAAGACCCACCCCUGUGAGACGUGUGGUCCGGUCUUGAGAGACAUUUUCCACUUGGCUGAGCAGCAGGGAACACAACGCAGCCUGAAACUGUUGAGGUGUGGGGCUUGUGCAAAACAGUUUGAUUUCAGUGCAAAGUUUCAACAGCACCAGGAGCAGCACACGGGAGAGAAACCCUUCAGAAGCAGUGUGGACAGGGCCUCGUUUGUGAAGAGCUGCAGAUUCCAUGUGUCAGGGAAGACUUUUUCUUUGGGGGAGGUUGGCAAGGACUUCCUGGCCAGCUUGGGACAUCAGCAACAACAGACCACUCAUACCAAGGAGAAGCCAAACAAAAUCACCCAGUGCUGGGCCACUUCACCAAGCAUAAAAAGUCAUUACACCUGGGGAGAAUGCAAGAAAGGCUUUGAUCCUGAAGGCACACUUGUUCAGGACCAGGGUGUCCACACUGGAAGACAGUGUUUUGUAUGCCAGGAAUGUGGGAGAACAUUCAGGUACAAAUCCUCAUUUGUUGUGCACCAGAGAGUCCACACUGGAGGAAAGCUUCAUGUGUGUGGAGAAUGUGGCAGAUCUUUCAGGCGAAGCUCACCCCUUGUUCAACAUCGAAGAAUUCAUACUGGGACAAGGCCGUGCAAAUGCAGCAAAUGUGGGAAAUCCUUAAGCCAACAAUCUGUCCUCAUUCAUCCCCAGAGGGAACACAGUGGAGAAAACAGCAAUGUGUGCAGUGAUUUUGUCAUCAGAGAUGUCACGCAGGAAAUAGGCCUUAUGAGUGUGGUGAUUGUGGGAAAGCUUUUAUCUCUAGGUCUGUCCUUCGUUAUCAUCAUCGAGUUCACACUGGAGAAAGGCCUUUUGAGUGCACCUCCUGGGAAAGACUGCAGGGCUUUCUGGUCCUCAUUUGAGGCCAGGAUGCUGUGUGUUUCAGGAGUGUCAGUGAUGACCCUGAGGAGAGAGCUCGAGUGA
Ceratotherium simum simum (southern white rhinoceros) is the source of this 1478-nucleotide messenger RNA. NCBI's taxonomy places the organism in Eukaryota, Metazoa, Chordata, Mammalia, Perissodactyla, Rhinocerotidae. The record is from RefSeq and is a predicted model, not a curated record.